Microthlaspi erraticum is the source of this 495-nucleotide messenger RNA. The record is from the annotation of a GenBank genome assembly. Lineage: Eukaryota; Viridiplantae; Streptophyta; Magnoliopsida; Brassicales; Brassicaceae.
AUGGCACUGGGAAAGAAGAGAUUAGGUGCUGCGAAAUCAUCAUCCAACUCGAAUCGAAACGUAGUUGGUGAUGGUGGAUUAGGGUUAGGGUUAGAAUUUGUUAAGCACAAGAAAAGAUUUGGGAGGAAGAGGGUUUUGAAUUCCGGUGGGAAGAUUCAGGAUUCUCGGAAUAUCUGCAAAAAAUCAGUGAGCAAAACUCGAGAGCUUGAAGCUCUUCCUCAAGAUAUUCUGAUAAGGAUAAUAUGUGGAGUGGAGCAUGGAGACUUAAAGCAAUUGUUUAAUGUGUCGAAGACUAUAAGAGAAGCUACAUUGAUAGCGAAGAAAUGGCAUUUUGAAUAUAGCACACCAAGGAAAACUCUGUUUUUCCGUGGUGGGUUUGAUUCGAUGAUCGAUACUGGAGAUGAGAUGGAAGUUCCAUUGCUGAAAAAGUACCGCCGUUCGAGAAUAACCGGCGAAAAGAAAGUUUCUAAAAUCUCAGUGGCUCUUUUCAAAUGA